GGUGGUGCUGCUGGCUCGGCGCUGGGGCGGGACACCGGGCUUCCUGCCGGCAGCACACCUGGGAGUGGAGCUGGGGCGCCGGCCGUCUCGGGCCGGCGGCAUCGGCAGCAGGAGUAAGGCUGAGACUGGGGACAUCGAUCACAGCAGCCGCAGCAGCGGCAGGAGGCUGCAGGGAGGCGGCGCUGAGCAUGGAGAGCAUCUGCUCCCCCCGGCAGCAGCAGGAAGCGGUGGAAGCGUGGCUGGACGAUCACGGCGACUUUACCCGCUCUUACUUUGUUAGGAAAGCUACGAGAGAAAUGGUUAAUGCAUGGUUUGCUGAGAGAGUUCACACCAUCCCAGUCUUCAAGGAAGGAACCAAGUCCCAGAGUGAAUUCUGUGCUUGUCACCAGCCUGUCUGUACAGAGACCACCAACCCUGGGGCCCCAGUGAGGAAAAUCUCUGCUUCUGAAUUUGACAGACCCUUAAGGCCGAUUUUUGUCAAGGACUCAGUAGGAGCAGUGAGCUUCCUCUCUGGCUCUGAAAAGAAGGAACAGAUGCCUCUGCAAUCUCCAAGAAUUGAGACCAGUGCAGGGGAUCAGUGCUCAAGACUAUUAGAACUUGUGAAAGAUAUUUCUAGUCACUUAGAUGUUACAGCACUGUGCCAUAAAAUUUUCCUACAUAUUCAUGAGCUUAUAGCAGCUGAUCGCUAUUCUCUCUUCUUGGUCUGUGAGGACAGCUCUAAUGAGAAGUUUCUUGUAAGCCAACUGUUUGAUGUGGCAGAAGGCUCUACCCUGGAAGAAGCUUCCAACAGCUGCAUUCGCCUGGAGUGGAACAAAGGCAUUGUUGGCCAUGUGGCAGCUAUAGGCCAACCUCUGAACAUCAAGAAUGCCUAUGAGGAUCCAAGAUUCAAUGCAGAAGUUGACCAGAUCACAGGGUAUAAGACUCAGAGUAUUCUCUGUAUGCCAAUAAAGAAUCAUAGGGAAGAGGUUGUUGGCGUGGCUCAAGCAAUCAAUAAGAAAUCUGGAAUUGGUGGCACUUUCACGGAACAAGAUGAAAAGGAUUUUGCCGCAUAUUUGGCAUUUUGUGGAAUUGUUCUUCACAACGCUCAAUUGUAUGAGACAUCUUUGCUUGAGAACAGGCGUAAUCAGGUGCUUCUUGAUCUUGCCAGUCUCAUUUUUGAAGAGCAGCAAUCUUUGGAAGUGAUUCUGAAGAAGAUAGCUGCCACUAUAAUAUCCUUCAUGCAAGUGCAGAAAUGUACCAUCUUCAUAGUGGAUGAAGAUAGUACUGAUUCAUUUUCCAGUGUCUUUCACAUGGAAUCUGAGCAGUUAGAAGAUUCAGCUGAAAAUCUGAAGAGGGUCUGUGAUGCAAACAAAAUCAAUUAUAUGUAUGCUCAGUAUGUCAAGAAUACAAUGGAGCCUCUCAACAUCCCAGACAUCUGCAAAGACAGAAGAUUUCCCUGGACAAAUGACAGUCCAGAAAAUGUAAGUCAACACAUAAAGAGUUUGCUGUGUACACCAAUAAAAAAUGGGAAAAAAAAUAAAGUGAUAGGGGUUUGCCAGCUUGUGAAUAAGAUGGAAGAAAAUUCGGGCAAAAUCAAGGCUUUCAACAGAAAUGAUGAACAGUUCCUAGAAGCAUUUGUCAUCUUUUGUGGCUUGGGCAUCCAGAACACACAGAUGUAUGAAGCUGUAGAAAGAGCCAUGGCCAAACAAAUGGUGACAUUAGAGGUUCUCUCAUACCAUGCUUCUGCUGCUGAGGAGGAAACAAGGGAGCUGCAGGUAACAGCGGCUGCUGUAGUACCAUCUGCACAAUCUCUCAACCUAACUGACUUCAACUUCAGUGAUUUUGAGCUAUCAGAUUUUGAAACAACACUAUGUACAAUACGAAUGUUCACAGACCUCAACCUGGUGCAAAAUUUCCAAAUGAAACAUGAGGUUCUCUGCAGAUGGAUUUUAAGUGUAAAGAAAAACUACCGGAAAAAUGUUGCUUAUCACAAUUGGAGACAUGCCUUUAAUACAGCACAGUGCAUGUUUGCUGCUUUAAAAUCUGGUAAAAUUCAGAGCAAACUGACUGAUUUAGAGACACUGGCUUUGCUGAUAGCAACUCUAAGCCAUGAUUUGGAUCACAGGGGAGUGAACAACUCUUACAUACAGAGAAGUGAACAUCCACUGGCUCAACUGUACUGCCACUCAAUCAUGGAGCAUCAUCAUUUUGAUCAAUGCCUUAUGAUCCUGAAUAGUCCAGGAAACCAGAUUCUCAGCAGCCUUUCCAUUGAAGAAUACAAGGCCACACUGAAAAUGAUAAAACAAGCCAUUCUUGCCACAGACCUAGCACUAUACAUAAAGAGAAGAGGAGAAUUUUUUGAACUUCUAAGGAAGAAGCAAUUUAACUGGGAAGAUCCUACACAGAAGGAGCUAUUUUUAGCAAUGCUGAUGACUGCCUGUGAUUUAUCAGCCAUAACCAAACCAUGGCCAGUUCAGCAACGGAUUGCUGAGCUUAUAGCUACUGAAUUCUUUGACCAAGGAGAUAAAGAGCGGAAGGAACUCAACAUAGAACCAACAGAUCUAAUGAACAGAGAGAAGAAAAAUAAAAUUCCCAGCAUGCAGGUUGGAUUCAUAGAUGCUAUUUGUUUGCAGCUGUAUGAGGCCCUAACGCAUAUAUCAGAGGCUUGCUACCCUUUACUGGAUGGCUGUAGAAAAAAUAGGCAGAAAUGGCAAUCCUUAGCUGAACAACAAGAGAAGAAUCUGAUUAAUGGAGAAAGCAGUCAAGCCAAACGGAACUGAGAUGCUGAUUGAACAACCACAAGCUUGAGUUCACAUAGAAAACAUAGUAAUAGGGAAGUUGUGCAUUUUACUAAACACUGUAUGAAUUUGGCUUAUGUUUUGCCACUGCUGUAUUAUUUUUCCACAUUUCAAGAUAUAGCAUGACCAUGUAUGAACCAAGGUUAUACAAAGAUAGUUUCUUUUAUUACAUCUGAUGGAGAUGGAAAAAGUUCUGCAAUGGUAUUUUUUGCUACCUUAUUCUGCGAGAAGGUACGAGUGCAGUUACUUGACUGUCCCUGAGAGCCUAUUACUUUACAGAUGUAUAUAGUUGUUUAGUGAUCAUGUUGUGGCCAGUAUCUUAAAGACUGCUGCAUUUCACAUCUUUUUUCCUCUUGUCUUGUUGCAUUAAAUUAUAAAAGUAAUGAGCAGUCUUGCUUUUUCUCUUCCCAGAGGUUCAGAGGAAGGCAGGGGGAUUGGAACUAGAUGAUCUUGAGGUCCUUUCCAAUUCUAACUAUUCUAUGAUUCUAUGACUACCUCUGGGGAGCCUAAUCCAGUAUAUACUAUGCUAACCUCUUUCAGUAGAUGAAAGUGGGCUUUAGAGUGAAAAAGUCCCAGAAGUUGUGCACCCAGUAGGUUUUUUUCACACUAGAGAAAUAUCUUAGCAAAUGUCUUACAUUUAGAGAAAUAAAAAAAACCCCAACAUCUGUGAAUUACUCAGCAAUGGGGGUCUUAGGAAUUUUGUGGUAGGCGUGUCAUAAAUAUCCAUGAAUAAUGAAAAUUCAAGAUAAUAUACACAUUAGACCAACCCCAAGGUACAAGGUAUUCUGAUAGUCUGCAGCAUUUCUGCCAACCUAUUUAUCACUGAUUAAAUCAUAUGUCAAACUUCCUUAAUGACUACCAAUAUUGUAAUUACUAUUAUAUUAUGUAAUACUAUUGCAGCUGAAUUUGAAAAAAAAAAUCUACAGAAUAUUUCUCAUUAUUUUCUAGAUUAAAAAAAAAAAGAAUUAAACAAUAAUAGACUUCCAGGGUUACUGUUACACAGUGCUCCAUAUGUGUGUUUAUAUGCGCACACAGUACAAUGUACGUAUGUAUGUAUGUAGUAUGUCACAGCUUUUGAGAAAAAUGACAGCAGCCUGCCCUCCCAACACACUCCCCAGAAAGAAGUUUUUUAGUACUUCUUGACAAACAGGAAACUUUGCUUCAGGAUUUGCAUAGUCCUUGUAUAUUCUUUUCCUUGAAUGGCCGAGAUACUGAAAUGUAAUACUGAUGAGAUACAUAUUUAAUAUAAAUAUGACUAAAGUGUAUGUAUAUAAAGGUGUAUUCUAGCUAGUACAGUUGAGACUAGUAAUUCAUAGUGACAGCAUGGCAAAUCAGCUACAGUGAUACUACAGUGUAAUGACAUGUCAUUUCCAUUAAGAUCCCAGCAUUUUUUUGCUAUAUUGUGUGUUCACCAAACCUUUAGUAUAACAUAAAUUUAUAGCUAUUACAAAGGAGUGCUGGGCUCAUACCUGUGACUUGAAAAAAAAUGGACAUGAUGUUGCAUUUUUUCAAAGGUUCACAUAAAAUUAACAGUUCUACAUUAUGUGCAUAUAUCUAAUUACAUAUCUGUACACAUUUAUCUUACAGAAUCUCUUCUGCUACAAAGAUUGGUACAUAGAAAUGUGGUUCCUAGUAAAUGAAGCAUUUAAAUUUCAUAAUACCUGUAUAUAUUUUUACAAAACCACACCCUUUAAACUGUUGUUUUGAGAACCUUAGAAGCAUAGGCUGCUGCACUUAAUAAAAUUUCAGUGAUCAAAUUCUUCACCUAGCGUCUUACUCUGCCUGAAGGCAGAGUAUGCUGGUUUCAUGUUAGCUUUGUGUGAACUGUUUGCAGAAACCAAUCAGUCCUUUCGUAAUACAGGUGACAAGAAGAAAAAAAAAAAAAAAAAGAAAGCUAGCCAGGUUGUUUUCUGCCUGGAAUUCAUUGCCUUCAGAAUUCAACAUUUUCAAAUGUAGCCUGUGGAUUACAGCCAUACAGCUGCCAUUAAUUUCAUUAUGAGUUUUAUUUUUUUGUCAAGUCUCAAACAUACUAUCCCAAACUUACACUGUCUACCUAAAGCAGUCAGUGUGGAUCAUGCAAGAAACAGCUGCAAUGGGGUCUAUCAGUUUGUCGGGUCAGUUUUAAGUCCAUUAGAGCAACUGAAAUUUUAUAUUUAAGUCUUCAGGUACAGGACUUGUUUCAUUAAUUUGUAAUACUUGUCUCAAUGAAGACUUAUAUUUUUUUUUAAAAAAAUCACUCCACAGCACAGUUUAAUGCUUAAAGUACACUUUGCUCUGUGCUUUGGUUCCCCCUCUGAAAAAAUUACUUGUCAUAUGAAUUAACAUACACAAAAUAACCCUACCUCUUCUCAAUAAAAUUAUCAGUGAGUCUCUUAAGCUGUUGUAGUACCUCUUUUCCAGCAAUCCAAUUCAAUAUUGGCUGUACAAUGUCUAGGUGUUGUAUUAUCUCACACAAUAAAAGAAUGGAGGGGUAACAUAACACAAUGUUGAUUUUGGAGAUGGUAUUGAUUUUUCAUUAGUAGCACUUUAAAGUUAAGAGCAGAUUACUCUCCUAUAUUCACAGAAUACAAGUGGGCUAGGGAUAAAAAGGAAUACUCUUUCAUUGAUGACCAGCUGAUCUCUUUAGAAGAUAGUACUGAAGCCUCAUUUUAUGCAUCACCCUCCAGCAACUGUGUGCAUGUAAAGAUAAACUUUCGAACUUCAGUUCAACGCGCUUUAGCUGGCAGUGGCACAGACUAAAUCAGAACACUGUCUAAUUUCUACAUAAGAUUUCUCAGAAUUACUAGGUAACUGAAUUUCCAACCCAUUAUGCAGAAGGAUUACGAAGAGUCAGCCCUAGCCCCUUAAAAUUAUGAGAUGCUGCUCAGGUCAUCUGAUUCAUGCCUCUUACAAUUAUUCACAAGAAGACAGCAGAUGGAAAAAAUGCUCAUAAUAAAUUCAUACAUAUUUUAAGGUUUUAUAGAGACCUAGUAUUUCAGGCAAAUUUCUACAUUAGCUUUAGUAAAGAGUCUUGGCUCUGUGACACUGUAGUUUCUUCUUCAUAUCAGAUCAUAUGCAGUUUAUAUUCCACGAGGUUUCAGCUUUAUUUCACAGUUCCUGCUGUACUUCUUCAGGGACUUGCACUAAUUUGAAAGAUCACAGAAUCACAGAAAGGUUAGGGUUGGAAAGGACCUUAAGAUCAUCUAGUUCCAAACACCUUGCCAUGGCCAGGAACACUUCACAUUAGACCAUGUCACCCAUGGCUCUGUCCAGCCUGGCCUUGAACACUGCCACGGAUGAAGAAUUCACAACUUCUUUGGGCAACUUGUUCCAGUACCUCACCACCCUCAUGGUAGAGAAUUCCUUCCUUGUAUCUAGCCUGAACUUCCCGUUUAAGUUUAAACCCAUUCCCCCUUGCCCUACUGCUACAGUCCCUGAUGAAAAAUGCCUCUCUGGCAUUGUUGUAGGCCCCCUUCAGAUGUUGUAAGGCUGCUCUGAGAUAAGCACGAACACUGGAGCUUGAAUAACAAAAUUAAUUUGGCCAGAGUAUGACAAAUGAGGAGGAUUGGAUUUUUUUGUUUGGAUUUUCACAGGUACAAGAAACAUGACAGAAUCUGGCUUGGUAAUCAGUGACACCUGCUAAAUGCAGCAAAUUGUGACAGCAAGAUAUUUGAUCAUUAUCAUUGCUAGAUGAAUGGAAAUUGCAUAGGAAAGUUUAUUUUCCACAUUUUGACAAUGCUAUAUAAUAUUUCUGCUAUAAUAUUAAUAUAAUAAAAAAUAUUUCCGCAAACUUUCACAGCAUGAGCUUGUUAUGCCAGAGCCUAAGGCAUGCUCAAAUGCCCAUUUGAAGUCAAUUAGAUGAUUCCCAUUUAGGUCUGUGGGAGUUUGAUUGAGCUGUAUACAAAGUGAUGGAAGGGGUCAAAUCCACCUCUUUUUUUACCUAUAAAGAGGGACCAAACUCUUACCCUUGGUAACAUCUGCCUCACCUGUUAUUUGCUGUAUUCAGCUAUUAUUGCUGAUGCCUGAGGUACCUUACAGAUGUAACUGAAGUUAGAAUUUGAGCCCUCUAUUUAUUCACAUGGCAGACAUCUGCAUGUGUCUGAAAGAAUGUAGAGUGAAUUGCACUGUAAAUAGUUUUGAUAUAUAUUUCUAUUAUAGUUUAAUAAAAAUCUAAAUCACAGUCACUAGCCACUGAGUUUGUCUAUUUGUAUUCUUUUACUUUUUGAAAAUAUUUGAACAAAUACAUUGUUUCUGGGCACAGUAUUUUUGUACUAGGUUAAGGGGGUUACUCUGCAUCUUAUGUUUUGCCUUUAAGCAGUAUUAAAGUCUUCUGAAUGUUAUGAGGUCUUGCUUGCUUCUGUCCUAUGACUGCUUAGUAAAACUAGUUACAUAAGAGAAUCAUCAGUACUUACUGUACAGCUGAAAGAGAACAGGUUGUUCUCUAAGGUCAAACUGCUGCUUAUUACUUAUUUCCUCAUUCUUGUCUUUGUACUGUUUUCAUGCUUUUUAAAAUAAAAAGGAUGUCAAAUGUU
This is a messenger RNA of Melopsittacus undulatus (budgerigar), 7288 nucleotides long. It is a transcript of the gene PDE5A, whose product is annotated as phosphodiesterase 5A. Gene Ontology annotation, biological process: signal transduction. The record is from RefSeq and is a predicted model, not a curated record. NCBI's taxonomy places the organism in Eukaryota, Metazoa, Chordata, Aves, Psittaciformes, Psittaculidae. The transcript has 21 exons. The coding region runs from base 189 to 2759 and encodes 856 amino acids. Gene Ontology annotation, molecular function: 3',5'-cyclic-nucleotide phosphodiesterase activity; protein binding.